Messenger RNA from Aplosporella prunicola CBS 121167, 4362 nucleotides. RefSeq lists its product as uncharacterized. Gene Ontology annotation, cellular component: cytoplasm; plasma membrane. NCBI's taxonomy places the organism in Eukaryota, Fungi, Ascomycota, Dothideomycetes, Botryosphaeriales, Aplosporellaceae. The transcript has 6 exons. Gene Ontology annotation, biological process: endosomal transport; endocytosis. Bases 1 to 4362 code for a protein of 1453 amino acids. Gene Ontology annotation, molecular function: calcium ion binding; protein binding. The record is from RefSeq and is a predicted model, not a curated record.
AUGGCCGACCCCUCAGCCAACAUGGAGUUGAACAGUCCACUCAACCUCACGCCCGAGGAGAAGCGCAUUUUCGGUGAGCUCUUCCGCCAAGCCGACACUGAGCAGAUGGGCGUUGUUACCGGCGAGGUUGCCGUCAAGUUCUUCGAGAGGACGAAGUUGCCCCCAGCAGUCCUGGGAGAGAUCUGGCAGAUCGCCGACACAGAGAACAGAGGCCUUUUAACUUCAUCGGGCUUCUGCCAGGUUCUUCGUCUGAUCGGCCAUUUCCAAGCCGGCAGGCAACCCAGUCCUGAGCUAGCCUUUCGACCUGGCCCUCUCCCGAAGUUUGACGGCGCACAGCCAGUUGGCACUCCCACACCUGGCCCUAUCCAGCCCCAGAUGAGCGGUGGGCCUAUCCGCGUCCCUCCGCUGACGGCCGACAAGGCCGCGCAGUAUGCCGCGCUGUUUGAUAAGUCGGGUCACCAGAAUGGCGUUCUGCCAGGAGAAUUGGCGAAGAAUAUAUUCGAAAAGGCGAGGUUACCAAACGAAACACUUGGCCGCAUCUGGGCCCUCGCAGACACAGAGCAGCGUGGCGCACUUGGAGUUACCGAGUUCGUCAUCGCCAUGCAUCUGAUCGCCUCAUACACGAGCGGUGCUAUGAAGGGUCUGCCCUCCAACCUUCCAGCUGGUUUGUACGAGGCCGCUAGCCGACGCGCGCCCCCCGCAAUGCGCCAACCACCUCCAGCCGCUCCAAUUCCCCGCCAGCUCAGUGGAGCUGCCGCAGGCCGCACACAGAGCCCUCUGGGCCGCCCAGCAUUUGCGACUCCUCCGCAAUCUGCGCAGCCUACUGGCAACGAUUGGCUGAUUACGCCCCAGGAAAAGGCGUCCUAUGACAACCUUUUCGCUAAAGUCGAUACUUUGGGCCGCGGCUUUCUCACUGGUGAGCAAGCUGUCGUGUUUUUCAGUGAUUCCGGCUUGCCCGAGGAAGUCUUGGCGGCAAUUUGGGAUUUGGCAGACAUCAAUUCCGAGGGACAACUGAACAGGGACGAGUUCGCAGUCGCCAUGUACUUGAUCCGACAGCAGCGGCCCAAGCCCGGUCUGGCAUCGCUUCCGCCUAGCUUGCCACCUAUGCUUGUGCCUCCGAGCAUGCGCGGCCAAGCUCGACCGCAGACACAGGCUGGAGCAGAGGCAUUUGGCACUAACUUUCCCCAACCUCAAGCUCCUCCACAACCUCCACUCCCCAAAUCGGCAUCGGAAGACUUGUUUGGUCUAGAUGCUUUCUCCGCCCCUGCACCGGUGCAACCACAGUCUACUGGCGGUUCGGCUGCUGGCUUUACUGCUGACCCAUUUGGGAACAAAGCUGCUUCCCCAGCCUCACCAGGGAGGGUUACUUUCCAGCCUACGCCACACAAUCCUUCCAACAUCUUUAAGCCGUUUAUGCCUUCCUCUUCAUUUGGUCAAACUCUGACAGCGCAAGGGACCGGUCAAUCCACUGGUUCUCAACCUCGUGCUCCGCCUCCCCAAGUUUCAAUAGAGGACGACCUUCUUGGGGACAACGACCCAGAAGUCAGCAAGAAGCUGACAGACGAAACUUCUGAACUUGCCAACAUGGCCAAUGCUGUCGGGACUCUGCGCAAUAACAUGCAAGAGGUGCAAAACAAGAAGAUCACUACUGAGACCGAGCUCACGGGCUCUAGUGCUCAGAAGCGCGACCUCGAACUUCGCCUGUCUCAAUUCAGGACUCAGUACGAGGAGCAGAUCAAGGUUGUGAAAUCUUUGGAAGAUCAACUGACUACUUCCCGAAAUGAGACUAGGAAGCUCCAGCAGGAGUUUGCUAUGAUUCAGGGAACGUACCAGGAUCUCCAGACGCAACAUCAACAAGUUUCUGGCUCUCUGCAGGCUGACCAACAGGAGAAUGCCAGCCUCAAGGAACGCAUUCGCCAGAUGAACGCAGAGAUCGCUCAGCUCCGUCCUCAACUGGACAAGAUGCGCUCCGACGCACGCCAACAGAAAGGCAUGGUUGCAAUCAACAAAAAGCAGCUAGCCACAAAUGAGGGCGAGCGCGACAAGAUCAAGAAUGAGAUGAAUGAUCUGACUCGUCAGGCACAGCAGAACCGUCGCGACUCUGAAGCCAGGCCAGGAUCCUCAGCGGCCGCUGCCAGUCCCGCACCGUCGAACGCCAGCCACAGUACUAACCCCUUCUUCAGAAGGUCGCCCCAACCCCAGGCUGAAAACACCAUGUCCCCCUCUGGCUUCUCCCGCGAACAGACUAACUUUGACAACUUCUUCGGUCCCUCUAUCUCCCCACAACCUGGCGCCGCCCCAUCGACUUCUUUCAAACAGGAACCGAAUGUUCCGGCUUUCUCUGCUCCAUCAGGACCUUCAGUACAAUCUUCUGAGCCAGGUGUGCCUACCCCUUCAACUUCUCCUCUCUCUUCAUACCAUGAGUCUCCGCGUGGUGGAGAGCCGCCAGCUCCUCCGGAGUCCCGGCAGUUCUCGUCCAGCAUCCUACCUAUCCGCGAAGGCAUCAACCGCAACGAGUCUUUCAACUCUUCGGUCAAGGCCACUGCUCCAUCGAGCCGAUACGGAGGCACUGGUAACGAAACUCCGGUGGCUCCUGGAUCCCCCUACAAUGGAUUAUACAAACCAGCCUUUGAGAGGACUGAGACUAAUCGCACAGACUUUACCUCACCAUUCAACCGCAACCUUAGCGCUUCCCCUGCCGUGAGCGCGACGAGCGAGGCUGCCAAGUCUGCACCUCAAGCCGAAGAACACAAGGAUUCGUUCUCAUUCACCGGUCCAUCACCAGCCGCCACAGAUAUGCCUGGCGCAUUCCCCGAUAUUAGCACCCCGAUCCAACCUGAGGUCACUGGCCAAAGCACCAGGAGCAACCAAAGCAAAGGCAGCUUGAGCUUCGGCCAGCGCAAUGAUCCUUUCGGUCCACCCAGAAGUGGUUCUGCUGCCAAGGUUGACUUCGACGCCGCAUUCGCCGGCUUCGGUUCGGGUCGUCAGUUCCAAGAGAGACAGAACACUGGCUCUUCUAUGAACGGCUCAGUUGGUUCUGCUGCUGCGUCAAAGUUUAACCAGGAGUUCCCCCCUAUUGAGAAUCUCAAUGUUGAGGAUGACAGCGACUCGGGCAGUGAGCGCGGCUUUGAUGACAACUUUGUUCCCUCAUCUCCUCAACAGCAGAGGGGCGAGUCUAGACCUGGCACCAGUGGCAAGGAAGGAGCUGGGGACGAUUUCGCCCAGCAACGUCUGCAGCCCACUCAGUCGGCUUCAAGCACAACUGAGCUUCCCACGCCUAACGCGCAGAAGCCCCCGCCAACCUAUGAGCAGACCACCGGAAACCAAGGUGGCGUCAGGGAGUCGGAUGGCUUCCCUCAGGAAUUUGGCGGACUUCUUCCUUCCCGCCAAGAUCCAACGGCUCAGCCGCAGGGUUCGCAAUCCCAAGAGAAGCCCCAGACACAAGGUCAGAUGCUCUUUGGCGGGUUCAGCGCCGCUGGCAAGGCUCCACCUCCUUUCUCCGCCACGCCUUCGAAUGCUGCAACGCCAUCGUCCACCGUCGCUUCAGAUGCUUACCAUUCCGCAGUGUCCGAUCAAACCCCGCAAGCCUCGCGCCAAUCGUUCGGUGACGACUUUGACUCCGGCUUUGAUGACCUUGCUGAAGCCAAGGACGACGCUGGCCAACAAGACGAUGACGACAUUUUCUCGCCUCACCAUCGUGAAGGCCUUGACGAGUUCAACCCAGUUUUCGACUCUCCUGUUGCCAGUAAGAGCAACACCAUGCAAAGCCAGGCCACCCCCACCAACCAGGCUGGUCACAAGGCCGAUGACUCUUUUUCCGACUUUGAGCAUUUGACCCAGAGCUUUGCCAGCACGCAGGGCAAGGCACCAGCUCAAGGGGCUGUCGCCACCAGCCACGAUUGGGAUGCUAUUUUCAGCGGACUCGAAAGCGCACCUGGCUCGAGCGCGCAGCCCACCGCCGAGAACAGCCAGAUGCUAGGUGUAGGCCAGGCCACUGGUGACAAGAGCGCUGAGACUGAAAAGCCGCAGCUGGGUCGUGCGUUGAGCGCCGGGACGGAGCACGAUGAUCCGAUUCUGAAGAACUUGACUGGCAUGGGUUAUGCAAGGGGUGAUGCUCUGGCGGCAUUGGAAAAGUUCGACUAUGACAUCAACAAGGCUCUCGAUUUUCUUUCACCUAGGCAGCAGCCUCCUUCUCGUUCGCUUCCCCAACCACCUCCGCUGGUGAUUCCGUCUUCGGCCAUCAAUGCCUCGCCGUCUGUGCGACGGUUAAAACGAAUGUCCAAGGUGGCGUCUUUCCGCGAUUUGGGGGAGAAGCGGAGAGGGGAUGACUUGGCUCCGCCGAAACGUUUCCCUUCACCGUGA